AUGGGUGAACGUGUGAUAUACCUGAAUACCGGCGCCAAACUGCCCCUUGUCGGGUUGGGGACAUGGCAGUCAACCGGCGCAGAUGCGAAAAGACCGGUAUCCCUUGCCCUGGAGGCGGGCUAUAGACACAUUGAUACAGCAGCAUCCUAUCGGAACGAAGCAGCCAUUGGCGAGGCGAUCCGGGAAUCCACAAUUCCUCGAGAAGACAUUUUCGUGACAGACAAAGUCUGGUGCACAUGGCUCAGCCGCGUCGAGGAAGCUUUGAACCGAAGCCUCGAGGCUCUGGGCAUUGGAUACCUCGACCUUUGGCUCAUGCACUGGUACGAUCCCAUAUACUUCCCGGACUCUUCGCUAAUGCUUUCAACUGCCUUCAGGCCAGUCCCACUCAAUCCCAAAGGAAACGAUGCAAAGGCACCUACGCUUCCAAAUGGCUCUCCAGACUACCAGAAGGACUGGGACUUCGUUCGUGCUUGGAAGUCGAUGGAGGCUGUUUUUCGCAAGUAUCCGGACAAGGUCAAGGCCAUUGGAGUGAGCAACUUUAGCACGGUCAAUCUCGAAAUCCUUCUCUCUCAAGCGGCUGUUGUCCCUGCUGUUAAUCAGGUGGAAUUGCAUCCUUCCUUGCCUCAAGACAAACUGGUCGAUUACUGUCGGUCCAAGGGCAUUACGAUGAUAGCUUACUCGCCACUGGGCUCUCCUGCAUCUUCCCUCAUUCAGGAUCCAGAUCUACAACAAAUCGCAUUGCGGAAUGGGAAGAACGUGGGACAGUGCCUUAUCGCCUGGGGUACGCAGAAAGGAUGGGCUGUGGUCCCGAAAUCAGCAUCAGAAAAGCGCAUUCGAGAAAAUCUCGAGUCCUUCAGCUUAAGUGACGACGACAUGAAGUUGAUUGACUUAGUUGGACGCAAAAUGCCCAAGAGAUACGCCAACCCUGCAUGGGCUGCUGGUAUAUGGCAUGACGACACUGAUUGA
Messenger RNA from Fonsecaea erecta, 966 nucleotides. RefSeq lists its product as hypothetical. The transcript has 5 exons. NCBI's taxonomy places the organism in Eukaryota, Fungi, Ascomycota, Eurotiomycetes, Chaetothyriales, Herpotrichiellaceae. Bases 1 to 966 code for a protein of 321 amino acids. Gene Ontology annotation, molecular function: aldose reductase (NADPH) activity. The record is from RefSeq and is a predicted model, not a curated record. Gene Ontology annotation, cellular component: cytosol.